Pneumocystis murina B123 is the source of this 798-nucleotide messenger RNA. RefSeq lists its product as hypothetical. The coding region runs from base 1 to 798 and encodes 265 amino acids. The record is from RefSeq and is a predicted model, not a curated record. The transcript is spliced from 2 exons. Lineage: Eukaryota; Fungi; Ascomycota; Pneumocystomycetes; Pneumocystales; Pneumocystaceae.
AUGUCAGAAAUAUUGCCAGAAUCAUCAUCAAAAUCACCCAAAACACCUUCAUUUAAUUCUCCUAAUGAAUACAUACUACACAACAUUUUGUCACCACCUGAUACUCAUAUCAGCAUACUUGAUUCCUGGAACGAACCAACACCAGCACAAAUUUCUACCAUGAGCCUUGAUGAAACUCGAGAAACACUGCUUCAAGCUGUUAAACAUAUCACUAUGCUUACACAAAUGCUGCGUUCAGAACGUGCCAGCGCUGCACAUCACACAUUGCAGCAUAAAUUAUUAACACUUGAAAUGCAUGAAGCAUCUCAAAGAUAUUCCGUUGAAAUUAAUCUAAUUCGUCGAGAAGUCGACCGCUUAUUAUAUGAACUUGCACUCCCCUCAAAUACGUUUUUAACAUAUCAACAACACUACCAAAACAUUAAACGAAGAUUGCAAAAGACAUUGUCUUUGUUAGAACCGAAAGAAAACUCAAUAAAAAGACUAUCAGCUCUCGCCUCAAAUAACGUUACCCAUAUAAAGAAAAACAAGGAAACAUUUAAUCAACAAAAAACGGAGCAAAGCUCUUCUAAUAUAACUCAGCAUAGUCUCAUGAGUCCUAUCACAUUUCAUUCACCACAAUCAAAACAACAUAAUAGCCAUGAUACUAUCAAAAAAGCCGAUACCCAAUGGCUAUCUCAAAUAUCUUUAAAAAAAAAAUCAAAAAAAAACCAUUUAAAUAUAAAACGAAAAUACGAACUCCGGCCUCGACAGUCUAUGCUUAUUAGUCCUAAUAUUUCACCUCAUCUAAGAUGCUCAUGA